This is a messenger RNA of Morchella sextelata, 1032 nucleotides long. RefSeq lists its product as uncharacterized. Gene Ontology annotation, molecular function: dethiobiotin transmembrane transporter activity; biotin transmembrane transporter activity; solute:proton symporter activity. Gene Ontology annotation, cellular component: membrane. The coding region runs from base 1 to 1032 and encodes 343 amino acids. Gene Ontology annotation, biological process: biotin import across plasma membrane. The transcript has 4 exons. NCBI's taxonomy places the organism in Eukaryota, Fungi, Ascomycota, Pezizomycetes, Pezizales, Morchellaceae. The record is from RefSeq and is a predicted model, not a curated record.
AUGGCCUACUAUCUUACACUGUUCUACCCACCGUCCCGCACUGGAAAGCGUAUCGGCCAAUAUUUCACCGCCGCCCAAGUUUCCGCAGCCGUAGUUGGCCUUGUCAGCGCUGGAUUUCAGAAGAUGAAUGGAAUGGGAGGGCUGACUGGUUAUGAGUGGAUGUUCCUUUUAUAUGGUCUCUCGGCCGUUCUUUGCGGCAUAUUCAUCUUAUAUUGGCUCCCAGGUCGCCCUGUGGCUCCAGGAGCAACGGUCAAGCCAUCUGAUUUUCAGAAAUACUUGCCGGCUCCAAAGCCGGCACUAGUGGGCGAGGACGCAGUCAUUCAUUAUGAGGAGCUGACGAGAGUCUAUAACGUCCCACCAUGGACAAUUAAAGACCUUAUGGGAGUUUUGGUGGACUGGCGCUUAUGGCCAUUGACUAUAAUGUACUUUGGCGUCGUUGGGGUCGGUAUUGGGGUUCAGAAUUUCGGAACCCUUAUUAUAAGGGCCAUCAACCCACAGUUGACUAGUAUCGAGCUUUCACUGCUUUUUUCGCCGAUUUGGGUUUGCGAUUUGAUUGCCAUUUUACUAGUUACGCCGUUCAGUGAUCGGUUCAAUCGACACCGUGCACUCUUCUUCACAGUGCCAGUGUAUUUUGGGCUACUCAUGAUUGGAUUUGGGCUAGGGCCCACAGUGCCAAUUUGCAUGACCUGGACGAACGAAAUAUUCCAGCCUCGCCAUGGUGAAGUCGGUGUUGCUGCGGCAUCAGCCCUUGUCUCAGGUCUUGGGAAUUUGGGCUCAGUUACUACUACAUAUGCACUUUACACAGGUUGGGCUUCUGAUAACGUUGUGGGGCCUAAACAAUUCAGGAAGUCGAACUUGGUGAUGAUCGGGAUCCUGUGUAUCAGUAUUUUGUCUGCAAUAAUUAUGGGUUUUUUGGUGAAAUACGUCGAUGGAAGAAAGACAUCGGGAGAGGAGGUUUUGCUAGAUAGGGCGGCGCGGAGAGAGCAGGGGGGACAGCGAGGGUUUGCCGGAUUUUGGAGGAGUAGGUCUUGA